AUGGACAUAGACUCUUCAAAAUCUUUAGGAUUCCAACAUAUUCACUAGUCAAACCCUCAAAAAACUUUUCCAUUUUUACUGGGAUCCAAGAACCCCCCCCCACCCCCUUUUCUCUCUCUCUCUCUCUCCAAUCAAGAAUUCCACACCAACACUCUCUCUCUCUCUCUCUCCCUCCAAUCAAGAAUUCCACACCAAAAAGCAAAGGGGACAAAAACCCAAUUCACCUUUACUUCUUCUUCUUCUUUUCCCAAUCCCAGAUUCCCACUAAAACCAAUUGCAUUCAAUUCCAAUACAUCCAUCCCUUUGAUCCCAAAUUACACCAAAUUUUCUUGAUGGGUUAUCUCUCUUGUAGAGCCGAAACAUCAAUCUCCACUGCCCAAACUCCAUCAUCACCAUCUCCAUCUCCAAAUUCCUCCAAGAAACAAAAACCCCAUCACCAAAACAAGCCCAUCAAACUCCAAGAAUUCGACUACAAAGAUCUCGAGCUCGCCACCAACAACUUCUCCGACACCAAACUCCUCGGCAAAGGCAGCCAUGGCCUCGUCUACAAAGCCAUCCUCCGUAACGGCCGUCUCGUCGCCGUCAAGAAACCCUCGAGAAACCCCAAGAAAACCACCUCCGAAGUCGAAAACGAAAUCGACAUUCUCUCCAAACUCCACAGCCCUAGAUUGGUCAAUCUCCUCGGAUUCACCAAUCAAAAUCAUAACCAAAACGAUCGACUCCUCGUCGUCGAAUUCAUGAGCAACGGCACUCUCUACGACGUCCUACAUUCCAAUUCAAAUAAUCGACCCCCAAAUUGGGGGAGGAGAAUCAAAUUGGCUUUGCAAACUGCCAAAGCCAUCGACACUCUCCAUUCAUUAAACCCCCCUGUGAUUCAUAGAGACAUUAAAUCUGCUAACGUUUUGAUAGACAGGAAUUUCAAUGCCAGAUUAGGCGAUUUCGGAUUGGCAUUGAGGUGCGUCGACGAUUGCCGUCUCCGGUCGACGCCGCCGGCCGGAACAAUGGGGUAUUUAGAUCCCUGUUAUGUAACCCCUGACAAUUUGAGCACAAAAACUGAUGUGUUUAGCUUUGGUAUAUUGCUUUUGGAGAUCAUCAGCGGCCGGAAGGCAAUCGAUAUGUCGAAUUCGCCGCCUUCUGUUGUCGAUUGGGCGAUUCCUUUGAUCAAAAGGGGGAAGUUCUUGGCAAUAUAUGAUCCAAGACUUCUGCCUCCUAAGGAUGCCAUGGUUAGGAAAAUGUUGGCCGUGGUGGCGGCGAAAUGUGUGAGGUCUUGUAGGGAGAGGCGGCUGUCAAUGAAGGAGGUGGUCGAGUGUUUGACGGAGCUGCAUCGAUUAGUCCCGGUGCAUUCUUGGAAUGGUUUAGGCAAUCCUUGUUUGAUGGUGGAGACAGGGGGGGUACCUAGCCAAUUGAGUCGGGGGGGUCGAGAUGAUGGGGAUGUUGAGGUUGGGAGGAAUCCGCGGAGAGUGUACUCGGAUUUGGGGUGUCGAAGCAAUUUGAUGGAGUUGAUGGCUAGCCCGGAGGGCGGGGCGGUGGGAUCGAAGGUUGAAUCGAAAAGGGUGUCGAGUUUUAGGUUUGAUGGUGUUAGGAUGACGAGUAUUCGAUCGAUGGUGUUUGGAGAUUGGAAAGAUAGGGGUUCGAAUAUGAAGACAAUUGAAUCCGUUGGGGAGAAGAUCAAUGACGAUGGGUUGAAGAAUGGUUCUUGAUCCGCAGAGUCAGAGUCAUCGCGGUCAAUAUAACAGAUCGAAAAAGGUUUGAAGCUGAAUUUGAUGUAUACUUUUGACACUUGAGAACAAGAAAGAAGGAUGACAUCUUUGUAGAUUGAAGUUUUGUGACAUUGAAUUUGAUUGAACAAGAGAGUUAUGUGUGGAUUGCUUUUCUUAAUACCUCUAUUGGUGAAAUAAAUUAAUUUAGGGUUCUUUUCUUGUUUGUAUUAAUUCAGUCAAUCAAAAUGUGGUUUUUUAGGUGACUGUUAAGUGUGUUUUUCUUUUGUAAUGGUAUCAAUGCAAUGUUUCCACUUGUUUUUGUCAUAGCA
Andrographis paniculata is the source of this 2029-nucleotide messenger RNA. RefSeq names its product serine/threonine-protein kinase-like protein At3g51990. Gene Ontology annotation, cellular component: plasma membrane. The record is from RefSeq and is a predicted model, not a curated record. The coding region runs from base 333 to 1700 and encodes 455 amino acids. Gene Ontology annotation, biological process: protein phosphorylation. The transcript has a single exon. NCBI's taxonomy places the organism in Eukaryota, Viridiplantae, Streptophyta, Magnoliopsida, Lamiales, Acanthaceae. Gene Ontology annotation, molecular function: protein kinase activity; ATP binding.